Spinacia oleracea (spinach) is the source of this 3866-nucleotide messenger RNA. RefSeq names its product RNA pseudouridine synthase 4, mitochondrial. The transcript has 13 exons. The coding region runs from base 1997 to 3433 and encodes 478 amino acids. Gene Ontology annotation, biological process: enzyme-directed rRNA pseudouridine synthesis. The record is from RefSeq and is a predicted model, not a curated record. Gene Ontology annotation, molecular function: pseudouridine synthase activity; RNA binding. NCBI's taxonomy places the organism in Eukaryota, Viridiplantae, Streptophyta, Magnoliopsida, Caryophyllales, Amaranthaceae.
AUAUACAAAGCCUGAUGGACGGUGGAGCUGGCAGAAGCAAUGGCUGCAAGGUUUGGGCUUGUUGUGGCGCAAAGGAUGUAGUUUAGUGAAGUGGAGCUGGAGUGUGAUGCGAGAAAAAUAGUGAUGGAUGUGUGUGGAAAAAGAAUUGGUAGAACACCUUUUGAUCUAAUCAUUGAAAAUUUUUGUAGUCUAAGUGAAAGUUUUGUUUCUUUCUCUUGCUCUCAUGUACGUAAAUCCGGAAAUACCGUGGCCCAUUUAGUGGCUAGAUUGCCACCCAUUGAUGGGGUCAACAUGUAUUCUUAAGCUCUUUCCCCCAAGGGAUCUUGUCUUUGGCGGAACUUGAUCUUACAAAUUAAUAAAAUGGCCUGGUCUUUCCCUCAAAAAAAAUAUGCUGGUAUCCUAGCCACUAUUUUCUUCACUGGACAUAGACUCUGCUGAACUUCAUUACUGAAAUGUUUGGAAGGAGGCCUACAGAGCACACAAAGGUUGUUUGUGCAGGCCAUCUAAUCAGUUGCUUACUCCAGAUUCUUCCUUCUGUCAGGUGCAUAUUAAAAUGUACAUUAAAGUUGAGAAGUGCUUGAAGGCCAACUAGAAGAUUCCCGGUUGCUUAAAGGGGUGGUGUUCAACAAGUAUGUGAUUCUUCCUAGACAAAUGAGGUGCUUAAAGGGUUGAGUACAUGAAAGCUAGAAAUCAAAAAAAUGUUGAAAUAGUGACAGCUGAAGACCGGGGAGUCUUGCUGAAAAUAGAAAGGUGCAAUACUUCAUUAUGAAAAUCCCACAUCAGGUAGAUCACAGUACUCAAACGCAUUACAGUAUUCUUUGACCAGUGUUGUUGAGUGCAGUACCAUCCUGAAUGCGUGAAGCACAAGUUGCCAGAAUACAAGAACGAAAGCUGGUUUGACAGUAGCCGGGGUUAUGUGUUAUCCGAAGGUUUUAAGUAUGAUAAAAGGAACCACAUUUUGGGUGUGGUUGACUGCGAAGAUAAGUGCUUGGGAAAUUGCUCAUGUGUUGCUUAUGCCUCCAUCUACCCUAAAUGGAACCAGUUGCGAACUCUGGAGUAAUAUUUAGCAGUUAUAAGAAGAUGGAUACGUGCACACUUCUCACAGGAUGUUGUACCUGCAAAGAUAAAAAUACAAAGAUAUCAUUUUAGGGAACAGGGGGAAGAGAGAAUUUGGCCAAAAACCAGAUAAGAUUUUUUAUUAAGAAAUCAUUUCGUUUAUGGGUGAUUAGUAGGAAUGAUUAUACAUUUCAUUUACUGGUAGAAAUCUCUUUUACCUGCUACUUUGAAAUGAUUAUUAUAUACCAAGUUUUCCUUAGAUAUUUGUUAGUCAUAGAAGUACUAUUUUUAUAUACUUGAUGGCUGUGAUUUAGCCUUAUAUUGCUCACAGUUGUUGGGAUCUAUGACUAAUUAAAAACUUUUAAAUCUGAAACAGGAGAUAAACUUCCAUCUUAUUAUCAAUGACAAUCAUGGAUUAUUUGAUCUUGAUAAAAGAUGAUGGAUUUGUCUUCAGCCAUUUAUGCCUUCAUAGUGUCUGCACUUUGGCUGAUAUUGUAUUUGUUCUUGCUGUAUUCAUCAAAAUAUUCUCCGUUAAGUCUGUUGGCAGUCCAAACUAUAUCCACCAGUAAAGGGAACAGUCUUUCACCAACUGUUCUACUUCAAUAAACUGUAUGAUUAACAAAAUGAAACUGCUAGAAAACAUCCAACCUUACGGCUGUUAGCGCCUGACCAGAGUGAAUUUUACACAACUGAUGUCAGAAACAUAGAACACAUUCCGAAAACAAGUUUUGACAAGUAUGUGAAAGGCAAGUAUAUUAAAGAUAUACUUAUUGAUCUAUUUGGGGAAGGAAUAUUUGUGGUUGAUGGAGAUAAGUGGAGGCAACAGAGGAGGCUUUCGGGCUUUGAGUUCUCAGCUCGGGUAUUGAGAGAUUUCAGAUCUGCUGUUUUCAGAAGAAAUGCUGCAAAAUUUGUCAGGAUUAUUUCGCAGAUUUCUAAGGGAAUGGCAGGACCUUCCUUUCUCCGGCAAAUUCUCCGUUCUUCAGCAGCCUCCGCCGCCACAAAAACCGAAAAUUUGUUCAAACAACCACGCUACCAUUUCGCCUCUGCCGCCGUUAAAGAGGAAACUCAUGAGUUAACGGAGAAGAACGAUAGUGGUGGGAGAGGCAAAGGAAAGUGGGUAACUUUACCGCCGUUUACCUCAACCGUUAACACUGACUCGCUUGGUAGAAGACUAAGCCGCCGGGAUAUCGAAGAAGCGAAUGAGUCCAUUAAAACGACGACGUCUGCUCUGAAAUGGGUUAUUCGUUGCUGUCCUCAUCUCCCUCAAUCACUUGUCCAGAAACUCUUUCGUCUUAGACAGGUUAGAAGAGAAUGUUUAGAAGGAGACGUGUACAGCAGCGGUGAUGCCCAAGAAUUCAGGCUAAAAAGGGUGGGAGCUAAGGACUCGAUGAAUAAAGGAGAGCGUAUCUUUCUUCCUAUAUCUGUACAAGGAUCAUCACCUGUCAAGAAGCAGCCGAAGUAUGAGUGCAGCGAAGCAGAAAUGAAUUUCAUUCGCAGCCUUGAGUUGUAUAAGGAUUCUGCCAUUAUUGCCAUCAAUAAACCCCCGAAACUGCCAGUACAGGGUGGCCUUGGGAUCAAAAAGAGUUUAGAUGAACUGGCUGCUACAAGUCUCAGAUAUGACGUUAUGGAACCUCCCAGGCUGGUGCACAGACUCGAUAGAGAUAGUAGCGGAAUCUUGGUGAUGGGAAGAACACAAACAAGCACAGCAAUCCUUCACUCUGUUUUCCGGGAGAAAACUAUUGGUAUAACAAAAGAUAAGGAGGUUGACUGGGGGAAGAGAAUCCUACAGAAGAGAUACUUGGCACUUGUCUUUGGGGUUCCCAAACAUGUCAAGGGGUUGAUUUCAGUACCCCUAGCAAAGGUGUUGGUAGAUGAUGGGAAGUCAGAGCGAAUUACAGUUGCAGACAAUGCUUCCUCAUCUCAGCAGGCUGUGACAGAGUAUAGGGUCAUCGAGUCUUCUUCUUAUGGGUAUACAUGGUUAGAACUAUCCCCGGUCACUGGAAGGAAACACCAGCUCCGAGUGCAUUGUGCAGAGGUACUCGGUACACCUAUUGUAGGAGACUACAAAUAUGGUUGGCAAGCUCACCGGAGAUGGGAACCUUUACCAUCAAUUCCUGAUGAGAAAUUUGUUGAAGCAAAAGCGGACCCACUUGGCCUGAAUUUAGAGUGUGGAAGCAUCUCCGAGAAGCAACCCCACUUACAUCUGCACUGUAAACAGAUGAAUUUGCCCAACAUAUCUGUCGCUCUUAAGCAUGUUUCCCCUGAUAUGGAAUAUGACUUCUCUAAGUUGGAGACCAUAAACUUGGUAGCCCCCUUGCCAUUGCACAUGCAGAGGAGUUGGAAUCUUCUGAAAUUUCUCGCUCAGCAAGAUUCCUGAGUCCAUAAGUAUCCUUCUUUUGCAGAUGGUACUCUCUACUUCUCUUUAUUCUUUCCAUUCAUGUUGAGCAAGAGGCAUGUUUUCGGCCUACAUCAUUAAGUUUUCCUUCUCCUUCCAAUACGGCUUUGUUAUAUGGCCUCUGAUAUGUCGGAUUCUUUUCUUGAGUUAGUUGAGUAGGUUUGCAAAUGUUAAGGAUUGGAGUAACUUUGAUUAGAAAUUAGUGACAUAUAUAGGUUAUAUUACAGGAAUUUAAGACUUUUUAGGGGAUAUAUAGCAUAACCAGGUCAGCGGAGAAGAGCAAAGGAUUUCUUUUUCUUUUUUUAUCUAUAAUUUGGCUUCUUGUUUACCAAUUUUCCUAUUCUAUAUUUUUAUGUGGGAUGUAAACAAAGAGCACCUUCGUAUAGGUAAUGUACCAUUUCAAGCUUUACACUAA